GUGAGGUACCUGCAGCCGUGGGGCGGGAUGUCUGGAGCCGGGGGCUCACAACUCCCCCUUUCCCCCGACUCCGACCGCCCGGCGGCGGGGCGCAUGCGCAAUGCCUCCCCGUGAGGGAGGAGAGAAGAUGGCGGAAGCGGAACUGAAGGAACAUUGCACUGCUAUGGAGAAUGAAUCAAAUGCAACGACGUGUUCUGCAUGUACAACUACCAUCACCACCACCUCCUCCUCUCGGACACAACCACCACAGAUAUCUGUCUACAGUGGCUCCGACAGACAUGCUGUACAGGUUAUUCAGCAGGCCUUGCAUCGUCCCCCUAGCUCAGCUGCUCAGUAUCUUCAGCAGAUGUAUGCCGCCCAACAGCAGCAUUUAAUGCUGCAGACUGCCGCUCUACAACAGCAGCACUUAAGCAGUACCCAGUUUCAGAGUCUGGCAGCUGUUCCGCAGGCAAGCCUGUCGGGUGGAAGGCAGUGUUCAUCCCCUACUGGGAGCGUCACUCAGCAGUCAAGCAUGUCACAGACCUCGAUUAACCUUUCCACCUCUCCUACACCUCCACAAUUAAUAAGCCGUUCGCAGACCUCCAACACUACUAGCAGCAGUAUAACCCAACAGACGAUGUUGCUGGGGAGCACUUCUCCUACCCUGAGUGCAAGCCAGGCUCAAAUGUACCUCCGAGCACAAAUGCUGAUUUUUACUCCUGCUACCACCGUGGCUGCUGUCCAGUCUGACAUUCCUGUUGUCUCAUCAUCUUCCUCCUCUUCCUGUCAGUCUGCAGCUACUCAGGUUCAGAACUUAACAUUGCGCAGUCAGAAGUUGGGCGUAUUGUGUAGUUCACAGAAUGGCCCACCAAAGAGCAGUAGUCAAGCUCAGUCAUUGGCUCUAUGUACUAAUAAAACCGUAACUGGUACCAAGGCCAGCCAACCGGAUUCUCCAGACAGCAACAGAAAAGGAGAGAGCCCAACGUCUGAAUGUCGAAGUACAUCUGUCACACGGACAUCAAGUAUACAUCAGUUAAUAGCACCAGCUUCAUAUUCUGCAAUUCAACCUCAUUCUCUAAUAAAACAUCAGCAGAUACCUCUUCAUUCACCACCUCCAAAGAUUUCCCAUCAUCAGCUGAUAUUACAACAGCAGCAAGUUCAGCCAAUCACACUUCAGACUCCUCUUAAUCAGGAACCACCUCCAUCACAACACUAUGUUCCACUCCAAAGCCAUGGUCUUCCUCCAGUUUCCAAUAGUGUCCAGUCACAACAUUGCUCACCUGUUCACAUCCAUCCUCCUCCUUUAACAAUAUCUCCUACUCCAUCAUCGUCAGCCCAGCAGUCAGUAGUGGUGUCUCCUACACCUGCUCACUCACCUAGUCAGUCUCCCUCCAUAAUAAUUCAUCCACAAGCACUUAUUCAGUCGCAACCACAUCCUCUUAUGCCAUCAGCUCUACAGUCGGAGCAGAACCCACAGCAGCCCACUACUAGUCAAGUACGACCAGUAGCACAACAGCUUAAUCUUCCAUCCCAUCUUACAGUUCCACCUUCCCCAGUAGUACACAUUGGACCAGUAGAUCAGCCGAACUUGAUGUCCCCGGGCCAGCAGACAGUGUCUCCAACACCACACCAGCAAUAUCCAACCUUACAGUCCAUGCCACUCCCAAUUGCAACCCCUCCACAGCUGUCGACAUCUCCAACCCAGAUUCAACAACUGCCCUUGCAGUCUGUGCAAUCUUUACAAAUGCAGCCUGAAAUUCUAUCCCAGGGCCAGGUUUUGGUGCAAAAUACUUUGGUUUCUGAGGAGCAGCUUCCUGCUGCAGAAGCUUUGGUCCAGCUGCCAUUUCAGACUCUUCCGCCACCACAGACUGUUGCAGUAAACCUUCAAGUACAACCAUCGGUACCUGUUGAAACCCCUGUGAUUUACCAAGUGGAGAACAUGUGUGAGGAAGAGAUGCCAGAGGAGUCUGAGUGCAUCCGUAUGGUUAGAACCCCUACCCCACCAACCUUGUCUCCACCAGUCAUAACCUUAGGAAAUGGCGAGGAGCUUGCUUCAGAGGCACCGUUGUCAGAACAAGUGGGACUUCCUGCAAUGGCAUCAUCAGUCAGUGCCUCAGUAAUUAAAUCUCCAUCAGACCCUUCACAUGCCUCUAUUCCACCACCACCUCUUUUGCUUCCAGCAGCUGCCACAAGGAGUAACAUCACAUCAAUGCCUAAUAGCAUCCCUAGCCUAGAAAACAGACCUCCACAGGCUAUCGUUAAACCACAGAUCUUGACCCAUGUUAUUGAGGGCUUUGUGAUUCAGGAGGGUUUAGAGCCAUUUCCUGUAAGUCGUUCAUCUUUGCUGGUUGAGCAACCUGCAAAAAAAAGGCUCCUAAUCGAGGGUCAGGUCAUGAGUGUCAUGUGUGUUGAGUCAGAGCUGCAGAACAAUACAAAACAUGCAGAGAACUCCUCAGACACAGAGAUAGAGGACAUAAUUACUGAAGAGGGACUAGAUGAAAUGGAAAAUGAUCUCCUGAAGUGUGAGUUUUGUGGAAAAAUGGGAUAUGCUAAUAAAUUCCUACGGUCAAAGCGAUUCUGCUCCAUGUCCUGUGCCAAAAGACACAACGUUAGUUGCACUAAAAAAUUUGGGCUGUUUACAUCAGACAAGAACAGUCGUUGGAAUCGGAAGUCAGAUAGCCAAAGUCUUGGACGAUGUGCGCGUCGACCAAGUGGCUCUGAUGGGGUAUCACGAGAGCACUUCCUUAGACAGCUUCCAAUUACUUAUCCAUCUGCAGAAAAUGAUUUGGCUUCUCAUGAUGAUGCUGUGCCAGCUGCCAUGACCACUCGUCUGCGAAGACAAAGUGAGAGGGAAAGAGAGCAUGAACUUAGGGAACUAAAAAUUAGGAAAAUGCCAGAGAAUGUUGACUUGCUACCAUCUGUACAAGCUGACCCAUCAAUGUGGACAGUUGAUGAAGUUUGGGCCUUCAUACGUUCUUUGCCUGGUUGUCAAGAUAUUGCAGAUGAAUUUAGAGCACAAGAGAUUGAUGGACAGGCCCUUCUCUUGUUGAAAGAGGAUCACCUUAUGAGUGCAAUGAACAUUAAGCUGGGACCUGCACUGAAAAUUUGUGCACGCAUCAACUCAUUGAAGGAGUCCUAGUGGGAAGCUUUAGACAGUAGCCUCUCUCUAACAGACUGAUACACACUAUGGCAUACCUAUUACUGUGAUGUUUUGUUAAAUACCUUUUUUUUCCACAUAAAGACUUUAAAAUUUACUCCUCCAGCUGUAUCAUAUAAUCCUCCAAAACUUCCAGUAAUUAGCAGAUGUAUAAGCAAUGCUGGGGAAUCGUUAGAAUAAAGCAGAGGGUGAGGUAGGAUGAAUGGCACAUACAAAAUGUAAUAUGUUGUGGUGGAUGAUACUAUUCUCCCCCACUCCCCCCCCAACCCCCCCCCCCAUGGUCUGUAUCAUACAAGAUUAAGGUUUUUUUAACACAAUCUGAUCAUCAUUUAAAUUAUGUUCAGAAAAACAGAUUUUCCCACAGAAGCAUUUUUUAGACUAUGGAAUAACAGAAGAGUCCACAAAGUCUGUGGAAGCACUUAUUAUGGUAAAAUGCUAUGCAUUUAGACAUGCUUUCUGAGUUUUGUUUAGUCUUGAGCAUAUCGUUUGAAGGGAAUUUGUAACAAACCUCUUCUUAUAGCCUAAAGCUUAUCUGUAUGCCAUUGUAGUAUUUUCUUCGUUUGGAAGCACUCUGUAAAAUGUAGGAUGUUCAUCAUAAUCCUGACAUUCGCAAUGGUAGAGCUACUGACAUGCAAAUGGCAUGACACUCUUCCCAGAGAGUACUGAAGCACACACAUUACUUUUGUUGAUUGUAUGCUGGUAUGCACAAAGAGGGCAUUAAGUUGUUAUACUUCUAGUUUGCUUGCUGCUAGUUAACCUAGACCAAUGCACACUUGCUGGUUAAAAGAAAAGAAUUGGUCAAAGGUGUGCUGAUACUUGGCUCCUAUUUCACAGAUGACCUUGAAGAGCAAAUGGGACCUGCAGAAAAAUGUGUAUUUCCCUUUCCUUCAGUAGAUAUAACACUUUGUUUCUAUCAGCAGACUUUCUGUCGAUAUCUACAGAGGUCAGCAUUAGAACCACUGCAUUUAAUUAUAACUUCUUGAACUGACUCUAUCAAAAGAUUCUGUUCUGAUAUUUUCUAUCCGCCUCUGAAGCUGGAAGUUAGGAUUGCCCAAAGUUACCUACUAAUGCAAAAUGUAUUGGUGAGAGUUUAACACCCUGUGCGGCACCAAAAGAUUUAGAAAAAUACACAGCCAAAAGCUGGGUUUUUUUGCUAAGCACUUUUAGAUUUACUUUUUUCUGCACCCCUGAUGGUGUGGGGAAGAGAGUCUAAUCUGGCUAAUCACAGUGUGGUUAAAUCAAACUCCUCAACUGAGAGUGCACUGUACUGAAUUUGGUGAUGUUCAUUUCAGUGAUAAAAUAAUGUAUACUUUGAGUUCUCCUUAGCUGUCCUUUUUUUUUUUUUAAUCUUAUCUGUGCUGGUUUGAUAAGCUAGUAGACGACUAAAUAUAUGUUGAUAGUUAUCUCUUGGAUUUGUCAAAACUAGAGAGGGUUGAUUAUGCAAAAAUACUACUUGGUUAUUUUUUAAUCUUUGUCUGAUUAUUGUGUUUUUUGUUUGGCAAUGUAGAAAGUACAUGUGUUACACAUGUAAUUGAUAAUGAUGUUAGAAAGUGUGAUCUUAUAUUGUGAGGCUUAUAUCCUAGAUCUACAGUUGUUUAUAGUGUUACAUGCAUAUUAGUUUGGUUAUUGUUUUAAUCUUGAAUUGUUGGACAGUUUUCAGAAAAAACACUUCUACAGUUAGCUGAGAUAGAUAGAUAGAUAUAGAUAUAUCUAUCCAUCAGCUAUGUCAACAAGGAUUUUUAUAUAUAUUAGCCUUUAUAUGUAUAAAUCCUUGUUGAGUAAUUAUUGACAGACUGCCAAGAGCUCAAAGUAACCCAGAUUUCUGUACACGUUCAUUCUGGCUCUUUUGCUGAGGUACACUUUUAUACAUAAUUCCUUAUAGAGCAGGGAGAGCCACAAAACACUAUGUAUGCUUUAAAAUAUCAUGGAUUGGAGAACUGGGGAUUGUAGGCCUGGUCCACACUUAAAAUUUUUGCUGCUUUAACUAUGCUAGCAUAAUUAAAGCAGUGCAAACAAAAAAACCUAGUGUAGAUACAGUUAUAUUAGUAUAAAAAUAUUGCUUAUUCUGGUUUGGCAAAGUGCAAUAAGCUAUCUUGGAACACAGUAAUUAAUAUUGGUAUAACUGCAUACACGCUGGGGCUUUUCCUGGCACAAUGUAUUCAGUAAGUCCAUUUUUUUAAUUGAUGCUGCUUCAAAACUAGUUGAUCAAAAAGGAAGAGAAGCUUAUGGUUUUCUCUAAUGUGUGUGGUUUUGGAGUAUUUUUUUUUAAUCAUUACUAUUGAAUGUUGAUUGGGAUAUGGGGCUGAACAGAGCUCUAAAUUAAUAUUUUUCAGUCUUAGAUGUUAUUUAUUGUUCCUAUAGAAGUAAUUGUAAUUUUUAAAAAAGUCACUUUUGCACAAUAAGCUAUAGUUUCAGUUUGGAAAUAUUUUAAAGAGAUUUAAAAUAGAAUAAAACUUCUACAUAUUAAGAGGAAUUAAUAUGGGUAUAAGUCAUGUGACUUCCAUUAGAGCCAGUAGACUCUGUGUGGUUAUAUCCCUGCAGAUUGCUUUGAAAAUGUGGGGGCAUUUAAAAAAGUUUAAUCCCAGUAUCAUUUUCAGAUUCUUCUAUACAUUGAAAUGUUAGACCCAUGUUUGAGGGGUGUUAUUGCAUCUUCAUACUAACAAAAGCUUUAUUGUUUUCUCAUGUGGAAGGCCUUUUAAAAGACAACUCCAUUAUUUUGAUUGAAAGCAGUAGGAUGCACAUUAAAUAAAACCUUCCCACUGUACAUCAGGUUAAAGUGUUAGAAUACCAAUGACUUACAAAUUAAGAGUAAGAGGGCCUGUUCCAACUAUCUCUGGAGACAAGGGAAGUUGUAUUGAGCCCUACGUGUGUAAUAAUUGUGUGGAACCAGAGGAGAGAUUUUUGUGUUAUAAAGGCUCUAUACGUUUUUGGACAUACUCGUAUAUUAAUUUGUAUUCAUUAUGCAGUAGGUCCUGUCAACACCUACAUUCAAGUUGUGAGUACAGUUGUUAUAGUAGGGUUUUUACGAGCAUUGUUUGUUUAUUUACUAUUGUGAUAACUUACGAGUUAGUUGUUUUGUGCUUUAUUUUGCUAAAAGAAUGUACCUUUUGGCAUUUAGAGGUUGGUCUAGCACUCUUUGAAAGUUGAUUCCUCUUGACUUCAGUGGGUGCUGGAUCCUUCAGGGAAGCUAAACAGAGAAAGAUUUGAAAGUGCCACUGAACUGUGCACUACCAAAUAAUCUUAAUUUAGUAAGUCAAGAAAUCUCACUGUUAGUAUUUGCAAGUCUUUUCUCUUAUUUGUUGAAGAUUUCUCUGUAUAUAUAUUUAUAGUGAAAUAAGUUAUAGUUUGAGCCAGGUUUUGCAGUGUGCUUAUCAGGUAAGUUUGAGCCACAAGGUAAGAACGUUUUAUCAGUUUUGCCAAAAAUGUCUUUGUAAACAUGAUUAAAAGGUCAUUUCCCCCCUGUUUGUUUUAAUGUAAUUUAGAGAACAUGGCCAAGUAUAUUUUUAAAGAGAGAGGGGAGUUUCACUAUUUUAAUGGCAAAGGUGACUAAAAUUAGAUACGUUAAUAUUUGUCUUGAAAGAUUAAGGGAAUUAGUCAAUGCUGGCAUAAGCAAAUUCAACUCUAUAGAGUUGUAGCUGUUUAUGGAAGAGAAGAAUAUGACUCUAUUUGUUUAAUUUGUGUUCUCAGUGCAUUGCAAAUACUAAAAUGUUCUGGAUUUUAAGAAAUUAUUAUAUUUGAGUGAGAGAAAUAGUGCUGUCUUCUCGUACCACACAUCUUAAGGAGAAGUUUUAAACUAUGCCAGAUUUCCUCCCCAAGCAUCACCACAGAGAUUAAAAAAUGCGAUAUUUACAUCAUGAGUGUAGGCUGUGUGCACCAGUGCCUCUUGUGUAGUGGUUAGAACAAGGGACUGAUCAUUAGGAUCUCUGGGUUCUAUUCAAAUCCCUUACAUUAAAAUCGCUGUGUAACUUUGGUUAACUUCUCUACACUUCAGUAAAAACUUCUAUAACGUGAGUGUAAUAUUAUGGGGCAAAUUAAUGUUGAAAUGGUGACAUUUUGAGAAGAAAGAUCAUAUAUAAGCAGCAUAUUAUUUAAAUUUUUCAAUAAGCUUGCAGUUCACUUGGAGUUGACAUAGAUAUGGAUUCAGCUUUUCCUAAAACACAUGCAUAAGAAUCAGUGGUGUGAAUAUAUUUCAAGAGAAAUUGCGAGGAUGAGUGAAAAUUUUAGACUGACUUCCAGUGCAAGCUGCUUGCUGCUAAAUUAUCCAAAAUGGCAUCUAGAUAUGAAAUAGACAUCUAGAAAUGGAGCCUUUUGAAGAGAUUUUUAUAUGAAUGAUAAUUUGAGCACAGAUAUCUUAGUACAAUGAUUAUAAAUAUUAAAUAAGUACAAUGUUUAAUUCAUACUUAACGAACAUUUUUAAAGUACUGUAUUCUUAUAUAGCUGUAGUAGGAAAGUACAGCAUUGUUAACACAUAAUAAAUCAGGAUAUUUCAGCCUCCUGAUGAGGAAGUAGGAAUAGAAGCACAAAAAUAAUUGACACAAGUAUAGAAUGGUCUAUUAUGUACAACUGCUCUGCAGAUGAAACCAGUUUGACCCAGGAGAGAUGUGGGUUAGCAUUGGUAAGAAAAAUAAAAGGUUUAUUAAUAAGUACCUAAUAUUUCCAUUUGGAGAUGAAAAGCAAAUAGAAUAUCUCAUUAAAGAGCAGAUUUACACUGUCUCAUCUGAGUCCAUUCAUUGGUUUCUUAAUGGAAUCUAAGAUGAGAUGGGUACAGAAGAGUCUUAAUAAGGGUAGCACCUUCAUCAUCAUGAAUUUAUUGGAUGUUGAUGAUGAUAGUUAGAUGACUAUACAGCAUUUGGGUGGCAUAUGGCCUGUUAAAGGAGGACUUUAAUGCUGACACAAGCAUGCACAUUAAGUAAUGCACAAAGCACAUUAUUUGGCAGUGAUUUUUCUAUAGUUAUUUUGCCAGGAUUUGAAAUAUUUGCAGUUACCACCUUCUCAACAUAGUUUCUCUUCCUAUUGGAUUCUGCAGCAAAUCUGUAAUCCUGUUAAUCAUAUCCAGGACCGGCUCUAGGCACCAGCAAAGCAAGCACGUGCUUGGGGCGGCACAUUUCCAGGGGCCGCAUUCCGGCCAUCCUUUUUGGGGGGGCAGUUGCGCUCUCAGAGCUGCGCCACUUAGAUGGGCGCCCACAUCCGCAGCAGGAAGGGGAAGCCCUAGCCCCGGGAUGCUGAGCUGCCAGGGCCCAGCCGCUACCUGGGGAGAAGAGGGCGAGUCCUGCCGGGGAGACGGGGCUGCGCAACCUCAUCUGCGCACUGGCUGCUGCGCUGCCUUGUGCCACCCCUUAUAUCGGGGCUUCUCUGCACGGCUGGGUGGGGGAGGGGGUAAAGCCCCUGCAGGCGCUGGGAGAAGGUGACAUCACUCCCUCUGCUUCCAGUGCUGCCUGUGAGCCCCAGCCCCACCUGAGCUUGGGGCGGCAAAUUUUUUGCUUGGCGCGGCAAAAAACCUAGAGCCAGCCCUGAUCAUAUCAUGGUGUGCGGCUGUAUUGUUAUAUCAAAGAUGCAGCAUUAUAGCUUUGCUGUAGUAUCAGCUAAGAGAAGAAGGUGGGCUAUAGAGAGAAGAUCCUUUAUUUGAACAGAUAUCUUAUGGAAGGGGUAAUGGGAUACAGAUAGUUUUACCAUAAAACGCUGGGAUUCAACUAUGAUUUAAAAAAAAAAUCAUUAUCCUUGAGCUGGUAUCCUACAUGACAUGAGUCUAUGAUUUCAGUCUAGGGUAUAGUGAACAAUUUUUCCACAUUCUAAUUGCUUUCUUUAAAUAAGAAGACAAGGAUUAAAUGGGCAUAAAGAGAAAACUACCAUUUCAUAUUUAAAGAUGGUUCCUCCAACACUGGGUUAAAGCACAGUAGGAGGAUGGUAUGUGGAAGCUUGUCUUCCUACUAUUAUCUAUUCAGUGGAUACAUUGGCAACACUGAAGGUUGAAAUCCUAUCUGAUACCUUUUCCCAAAGUGUAUGGGUAAAAUAAAAAGAACUAUUCUAUUUUAAAGUUUUCCAAAUCUUGCUUUAAAAGUGUUCUUUGUAAUAUAAUGUUUGUGAAUUGAAAUUGAUUUGCUUUGAUGUCACGUUUUCCUGUAAAAAUUGCCAUUAGCUUUAAAAUGAUUGCAGCAAAUAUAAAGAAUGCUGCCAUCUCAGGACAGAAAAAAUGCGUAUAAUGUACUAUUAGAUCUAGAUUUUAAAAACCAAAUCCGACUUGUCAAUAUGUUAGCAACCUUAUCUAACUUUUUACAAUUUCAUCUAUAGUUCCAGUUCCAUUUGAGAAGUUGAUGUUUCAGAAUUGUUAUUGGACUAGAGAUUAGAUUAACCUCAUUAAACAGGAGCUGCUAAAAUGGAUGUGACAGGACAUAACCUUAUAAUCUCCAUCUAUUGUCAUAUGAAGUUAAAAUGAAGUAUUUUCAUACAUAUACCUGUAGAUUCGGUAAAGUUUUACUUAUUUCAUUAUCUUUUUAAAUGCCUGGUGCAUGAAUACAUUUGAGAUAUAUGCUGAUUUUUAAAUUCCAUUGGGUUUUUGUAAAUAUUUUAUCAGCCCUUUUAGGUGUGUAUCCAGUUUAUAUAGGCUGACGAAACAGUGUUCAGAAAUGUAGUAGGGCAGGGUUUGCCCUAUAUCUUUUCAAAUAGUAACUAGAAAUUAAAUGUAUUGGUUGGUGUUUUUCAGGGUUGUUCUUGAAGGUAUUUUAGUUAUUUUCCUAUUUUUAACAUAAAAUAUAAUAACAUUUCCAUGCUGUGUAAAACAGCAUAAGGGAUGAAGCUGUGAUUGUGGUGCCAAACAUUUCAAACUACAUAUUGUUAACUAUUGCCUUUUCCUAUUUGCACUAGUUCUUAAAAUUCAACUGUUUGUUGGUAAUUUAGCAAAUGACACCAGUCAUUUCACUUGCUUUUUAACCAUACUUCCCCCAACCAUUUUGCAUAUGUUUAAAAUUUUGCUCCUCCUUUUGGUUACAUCUUUAAAAAAGGACACUUUGGUUAUUGAAACCUCAGAAAGAUGUGGCACGCGGUGGAUGAGAGAAGCUUUAUGCAAGGUAAAGUCAUGUAUUAAAACUGACAAUUGGACUUUGUUUGCAGAAACAAAUUUUAGAUUAAUAUAUAUAAAGAGAAUGAUAUGUGUUUGUUCUUUUCAUGGAGUGAUAUCAUACUGGAUUCUUCUUUACCAAGAAGUUUUAGCAUAUGUAGCAUCAAAUUCAGCACCUAGAUCAAUGUCUAUAAUUAAAAUGUAAUAUCAGUGUCUAUAAUUAAAGUGUAAUAAUGUAAAUGUUAAUCCAAAAAUUAAGUUAAAGAAAUUUUAGAGUUGAAGAGCACAGUGAUCUAUGUAAAAUAUUAUGUUCACUUUGUGUAUCAUUUUCAAAGAAAAAGCACUUUCCUAUUAGCUAGCAUGUGAAUGAAUUAUAGAUUCUCAUAUUUGUUAGUCUGUAACAGAGUGAAGUAAAAUUUACAUUUAACAACAUGUCUGUGAAUGGAUAAUCUGAUUAUACAAAUGUUGAAUCAAAGCACCUUAUACUAUGCUGCUUAAAUUUGUUUGUAAUUGCACCUUUUGUUAUCGGCACAUUUUUUCUUAUUGAACAUUCUUGCGUGAUAACAUUGCUCCCUGUGGGUCUAAGUGGAAAAUUAGCCAACCUACAGCAUCCUUUACUUAUAUCAUUAUAUUUCAAUACUAUGUUGUAUUGUGAGUUCAGUGCUUCAAAAAUAAAAGCUACUUCCAUUUGUUUA
This is a messenger RNA of Chrysemys picta bellii (western painted turtle), 10885 nucleotides long. RefSeq names its product polyhomeotic homolog 3 (gene PHC3). The record is from RefSeq and is a predicted model, not a curated record. Gene Ontology annotation, cellular component: nucleus; PRC1 complex; plasma membrane. NCBI's taxonomy places the organism in Eukaryota, Metazoa, Chordata, Testudines, Emydidae. Gene Ontology annotation, biological process: negative regulation of DNA-templated transcription. Gene Ontology annotation, molecular function: zinc ion binding; chromatin binding; histone binding.